Molecule: messenger RNA, 2320 nt
Organism: Phytophthora nicotianae INRA-310
Lineage: Eukaryota; Oomycota; Peronosporomycetes; Peronosporales; Peronosporaceae
Exons: 3
Coding region: 1085-2059 (324 amino acids)
Biological process (GO): tRNA dihydrouridine synthesis
Molecular function (GO): tRNA dihydrouridine synthase activity; flavin adenine dinucleotide binding
Source: RefSeq, a predicted model, not a curated record
AUUCGUUGCUGAGCCCAUGGUCACCAUGAAAUUGUGGUGUCCCAUGCCGAGGUCGGAACGUGAAUUAUUAGUUGCGGCUCUUCUACGUCACUGUCUAUCGCCCACCCUACAGCCGAUUCAGCGUGUCGCUCGGUCAUUGGCCUAGAAGAGAUCGGUGUCCACUGCUCCGCCAAGCGCUGCCAAAGCAUGGCUCGCGAAAGUGUCCUAGUGAUCCCAGCGAGAGAGAAUUGAAAGGGGACACACCACAGCAAAGGUUUCUUGGUGACCCUAUGGCCGUCAAGCAAGAUGUGCAGCGUCAAGCGGACACUGCCAGCGAUUCUUGCUGUUGAACCAGCAGUCUUGAUGAUGGCCAUCUGCAGCAGCAUCGCUGUCGCACGCGCGGCAACGGGAUAACAGCGGAUUUUCCUUCUGUCCAUGCAUCCUUCAGAUGCAUGCCACGAAGUUGGAACUAUGCUGUUCAGCUUUGACCAAAAUUAGCGACUAGCUCAACGUCUCAUGGCUAUCUCCUGCAGCUUCUUCUAGAACGUUAUCGUUUUCAUAAGCCCAGGAGGCCAUUAGAUCUGCCUCCACCUCCUGGUCUACAGACGCAUCGCAGCCUUCCUCCUUUUUGCUCAAUAUGACACAAGCGUGAACAAAGGCACAUCGCAGGCGACCGAGGGCGCGUCUGGAACAUAGCAAGCCAAGAUCGCGUUCGGUUUCGACAGGGUCUUCCAGGCAGAGUCGGACGUUGUUUUGUCGAGACCAGCUCUUACUAGUCUUUGACAUGACUUCUUUCCUUCGUAGGCAAACAACAGUGUGUUCGUAGUCGAACUCGCAAGUGUAGAAGCGGAAAAACCCACGUCGAAGUGCCUUCCAAUCCUGAAGGUUUUUAGUCAAAUGGGUAACUACAAUUUGGGUACAUUACCAUACUUACCCAAUUUGCUUUUGUGACGCUCGAAAAAAUCGGUGGGCUAGAGCAUGUUGAGGAGGACCAUGGCUGCUCUUCCUCCUGUAACUCGCUUGUCCAUCGCGCCGAUGGUACGUUGUUGCUUGAUGAUCAUGCACUCUUGGUAUCGGCGCUGGUGAUUACCGUGCGUUGCCGCAGAUGGACUGGACCGACCGCCAUUACCGCUUCAUGAUGCGCAUGAUCACCAAGGAAACGCUGCUGUUCACCGAGAUGGUGGUGGACCAAACUUUGCUGCACCAGAAGAAGAACCUCGACUACUUUCUGGGCCACGACCCUGUCGAAGCGCCACUUGCACUGCAGCUUGGCGGCAAUAGUGUUGAAGACCUCGGUGCCGCUGCGCAUCUGAGCCAAUCGUACGGUGGCUUCUGUGAGAUCAACCUGAACACUGGAUGUCCAAGCGCGCUCGUGUCCAGUCGCUGCUUCGGAGCUCGCCUAAUGCUGGAGCCGGAACGUGUGCGGGACAUUUGUGACAGUAUGCGGCGCAACGUCGUGCUGGCAGCGGAGGAGAAACCAGAUCGUCCGGCGGCGGAGGUGACAGUAAAAUGCCGCAUUGGCGUGGACGACUGCGACAGCUACGAGGAGCUGCAUCACUACGUGGCCACUGUAGCUAGUGCGGGUGUUCGCCACAUCAUUGUGCACGCCCGCAAGUGUCUGCUAAAGGGUUUGAGUACUAAGGACAACCGCACCAUCCCGCCGCUGCGCUAUGAGGUCGUGUACAGGCUGAAGCAGGACUUCCCCGAGCUGUCCUUCACACUCAAUGGCGGCGUGCAGAGCAUCCAGCAUGCGAGAGAGCUACUGGACACCACAAAUGUGGACGGUAUUAUGAUUGGGCGGGCGGCGUACAACACGCCCUGGAACUUCCGCGACGCGGACAGACUGAUCUUCAACGCUGAGCGCAACCCGAAUCUAUCGCGACGGGAGAUCAUCGAGCUGUAUCUGGAGUACGCUGAGGAUCUUCAAGCGAAGUGGGGGUCUACCGAACCGCUAAGUGACUCCCCAUACACAAUGGCCACGUCCGCGCUGAUGAAGCCGCUGCUGGCCCUCUUCAAGUACGUAAAAGAAUCAUGUUCUUUUUCUUCAUCUUCGAGUUGCUAUGACACACAGACCAACUAACGUGAAUUACUGCAUCCCAGUGGUGAGUUUGGCGGCAAGGCGUUCAAGCGCGAGAUUUCAGCGCAAUGGGCGAAGAAGGGCCCACGACCUGAGCUGCGCGAGAUGAUCGAAAACGCCAUGAAGGUGCUUCCAGACGAAGUGCUCGACGCGCGCGUUGAGGACGAACUUGUCCAGCAGCAGGCUGAAGAAGCAAGUUGCAGCUAAGCAGAGGUGGAGAGCAACACAAUAUACCAUACAAUAGACUGCAUCGUUUUCCCGCAA